CGCACACACGCACACACACACACGCGCACACGCGCGUGCGUGCGGCGGUUGACAGAUGGUGGAGGGAAAUGCCCCCCUCUCUCUAGCUCCAUGCGUGCCAAGCCCCGGCGCGGUGCAGGCAAGUGGCGGCGGUGUCGGUGCGGGAGACUUUGCCGGGUCGCGCUGCGUUACGCUGCCCGUGGGUGCCGGGUCCCCCGCGGGGAGCGGCAGUGGAGGCGGCGAGACGAGGAGGAGGGGAGGAGGAGGAGGAGUGGAGAGAGAGGGACUCGAGGAGGCGUUUUACUGGGUGGUACAGGAAGAGCGGCGCCUCCAGCUGCUGCUGCUGCUACUGCCCCUACCCCCGUCUCGUUCAUCUCCUGCGCUCGCUUCUCGUGCCCCCAACACUCUGGGCUCCAUCUCCUCCAUCUCCUCCUAUCUCCCCACGCGGACACCACCAUCACCACCGCGCUCCCCUCCGCCGUCUACCCCGGGAGGGAGCGCCAUGGAUCGGGAAGGAUGUGUACGGAGCCACGAAACGUUUCGGAGGGAGAUCUUCCCGGCCUGGACUCAGACUCGCCCGGAAUGGACUCCGAUGUAGGCGAUGGUGGAGGCGGUGCGGGCUCGGGGCUCGGUAAUCGUGGAGAGCACACCACCACGUUUGCUCAGACGUUGCUGCACUUCCUCAAGGGGAAUGUGGGAACUGGCCUCCUGGGCCUCCCACUCGCCGUGAAACACGCUGGGCUUGUGGUGGGACCCGUGUGCCUCGUGGUGAUGGCGAUUGUUGCUAUCGACUGUAUGCUGACCCUCGUGAGGUGUAGCCACUACCUGUGCAGAAAGCUGAAGCGUUCAACCCUGUGUUAUGGAGGCACUGUCAUGCAUGCUAUGGAGGUCUCCAACUUCACCUGGCUAAAUUCUAAAGCAUCUUGGGGAAAGAACGUGAUCAGCCUCUUUCUCAUCACCACUCAGCUGGGCUUCUGCUGCGUUUAUUUCGUCUUCAUGGCGGACAACAUCAAGCAGGUGGUGGAGCAGCGAAACAACGGCACCAGCGAGUCCGCGGGCAAGGAAGGCGCGCCGGGAGGCUUCGCGAUGGACAAGCGCCUGUACAUGCUGUGCCUGCUGCCCUUCAUCAUCUUGCUGUCGUUCGUGAAGAACCUGCGCUGGCUGGCUCCCUUCUCCGCCCUCGCCAACGUGUGCAUGCUGACCAGCAUCAUCAUUAUCUACUACUACAUGUCGACGAACAUUCCGACAACACUGGAUGUCAAGUACGUGGGAGAAGCCAACGCUCUCCCCCUCUUCUUCGGAAUGGCCAUCUUUGCCUUUGAAGGCAUCGGUGUGGUGCUGCCGCUGGAGAACCGGAUGCGAGACCCGGGCUCGUUCAAGCUGCUGCUCAGCAUGGGAAUGCUGGUGGUGACCUUGCUCUACCUGUCGCUUGGCACUCUGGGAUACGUGUGCUUUGGUUCCAAAGUGAUGCCCAGCGUGACCCUGAACCUGCCCAUCUCCAAUGGGCACAGGUACCUUGGUGAACAAGGAAACCACAUCAAAACUGACAAGCAGGUCGUCUGGGGACAGGGCAAUCCCCUUGAUUGUCGAUACCAGGCUGUACGAGUCGGUGAAGAUCCUCUUCUCCCUGGGAAUCUUCGUGAGCUACGGGGUGCAGUUCUACGUGGCGGCCGAGAUCAUCGCUCCCUUCUUCGUGGCCAAAGUCCCGCGGCGCUGGCAGAUGUCCGUGGACUUGAUGUGCCGAGCCGUGCUCGUGUGCAUCACAUGUGCCCUCGCCAUGCUCAUCCCCAAGCUCGACCUCGUGAUCGCCCUGGUCGGAUCUAUCAGCAGCUCGGCGCUCGCCCUCAUCAUUCCACCCCUCCUGGAGAUCGUCACCUUCUGGCCGGAAUGGCGACAUCAGGGCAGCGUGGGCCGUGGGGGAGACUCCACAGAGCAGUCCACCGCGGAGCUCAAGUCGGCCAUGAGGCCCUGGCAGUACUGGCUGGUGAUCGGUAAAAAUUGCGUCGUCAGCGUCGUUGGCUUCGCAGGUUUCGUCGCCGGAACGUACGUGUCCAUCGUGGAAAUAGUCGCCCCGGAACCGGUGCCCUAUUCCGGGUAACUUCUCGAGGCAUCUCUACGUCCUGUGAGCGGCAUUGAGUCCCGUCCCCCCCCCCUCCCCACCUUGAGCUAUUUUUUUUUCCUCUCGGCAAAUAUUUUUGACUCGCGAGAGACGCGCAGGUCUCUCUUGUCCCCACCCUCUCGACUUGGAGUACCGUAUUGCCAUAUGCAAGUUUGUAAACUUUGAGAUGUACAUAAGGUGUACAGGGGGUGCACAGCCAUUUCAGAUUGCAGUUCAGUUAUUUGGCGUCACGAGGUCCAGUCGCUGGGAUGGUCCGCUGGAAUGUUCUGCAGUUUGUUUUUAGAAUAAAAGUGCAGCAAAGGGAAGAAUUCGCAGCAUGAUUAUGGCUUCGUUGUGCAAAAGAGAAAAUAUAUAUGGAGGGCUUUUGCCUGUGAUACCAGGCAGUGUGUACAUACGAAAAUUAAAAGCAAAUUGUCACUACAGUAAAUAUCACCGAUUGUAAAUGUUCAUCUGGAAUGUUGUGAAAUUGUACAAGUGCGACUCGUGACACGAGCAGCAGUUCACGUUGGGAAACCGGAUGAAUUGACGCCAUUCACAUUUCACGUGCAGGUUAGCAACGUGCCUGUAGGAGGUGGUGGUGGUUGUGGUGCGAGAAAUCUGCAGGUCUCCUACCUGUGCAGUUGGAAUGUCCGUAUGCGUGCCACCAAACCUCCCAUAACGUUGGCAGUCCCGAAAUAGAUUUUUAAAUAUUUGGGUAAAACACUUAAGUCAAAUCUACGCAUUGGUAUUACUGCGCCCCCCUGGGUGUCAUUUUGAACCGUCGACGCCAUGAGUGGGAGAGGUUGAGCAUCAAUAGUUUGGCCCAUUAUUUAGUGAAGUUACCGGUACUUGCAACGUGGUGCUGUUAUGUAUGGGGCUAACUGACGCUUGUUACGGAGUGCCAACAUCGCACAGUAUUGCAGGCGUGUGCGACGCGCAUGUCCCUGUGUGGACCAACGUGGAGACAUCCUCCACUCCUAGUAGUACUUUGGAUCGCAAUGGUAAAUUUGUAUUUGAAUAGUUUAACUUAUUCUGUCAACGUUGUGUGCAAUUUAUAAUGUAACUCGGUAAUUUGCACUAAGUAUUUCUCGAUUCACCGCACGAUGCACUCUGUGUUGUUGUGAGUGCCAGGACCUCUCCUGCUUUAUUAAGUGUAGUGGUGAUGAUCCUUAUGGGUUAUUAUUUUUUAAACCACAAUUGUCGGAACGGUGUUAUUUUUUAAUGAUUUAUAAAAAUGCUUUACCCCUUU
Molecule: messenger RNA, 3326 nt
Organism: Lethenteron reissneri (Far Eastern brook lamprey)
Lineage: Eukaryota; Metazoa; Chordata; Hyperoartia; Petromyzontiformes; Petromyzontidae
Product: proton-coupled amino acid transporter 1-like
Biological process (GO): amino acid transmembrane transport; L-alanine transport
Cellular component (GO): vacuolar membrane
Molecular function (GO): L-alanine transmembrane transporter activity; L-proline transmembrane transporter activity
Source: RefSeq, a predicted model, not a curated record